AUGGAAGCCUUAUACUUCAACGUCAAUGAUGGCUAUUUGGAAGGUAUUGUGAGGGGUUAUAAGAGUGCGAUUCUUAACACCACCCACUAUCUUAACUUGACGCAAUGUGAAACCUUGGAUGGUAUUAACUUUUCGAAUUCUGUUCAUGGAUUUACAAGUACAGAUCUAAAACUUCAGCUUAGUGCUACAGACUAUGGCAACUUUCUGGCUAAUGAGCCCUCUCCUAUAGCUGCUUCAACGAUUCACGAGAAGGCAACACAAAAAUUGGUCGCUGAAUUUAAAUAUGUACAUAAUAACGCGACACAACCGUUGUCCAAAUUUUUGGAUUAUCUGACUUAUGCCUAUAUGAUUGAUAAUGUAAUUCUUUUAAUAACUGGCACUCUACACCAACGUGAUACUAAUGAAUUGCUGGAACGAUGCCACCCACUUGGAAAGUUUGAUACCAUGGCAGCACUUUGUGUUGCAACUAACGUUACGGAUUUGUACGAUACUGUGAUUGUGGAGACGCCUCUUGCCCCAUACUUUCAAAAAUUGUCCGUUAAUGAUAUUGAUGAAUUAAAUAUUGAAAUCAUUCGUAACACGCUUUAUAAAGCGUAUCUUGAAGAUUUUUAUGGUUAUUGCAAGAGAAUUGGUGGUGUGACAGGAGAAUUAAUGUGCGAAAUUUUGGAGUUUGAAGCUGAUCGUCGCACUAUCAAUAUCACAAUAAAUUCUUUCGAUACUGAAUUGUCGAGAGAUGAUCGUGAAAAAUUGUUCCCAAGUCUUGGUAAAUUAUAUCCAGAUGGACAUGUAAAACUUGCAAGAGCAGAUUGCAGGGACCAUGUUAAGACAAUUGUUGAGGAAUAUCGACCUUUUUUUGAUACAACUCUAAAUUCUUUUGGCGGAGCUGCCACAAGCGAAGCCAAAUCCUUAGACGACCAUUUUUUUGAGUAUGAAGUUCAUCUUAACAAACUCACUUUCCAGCAACAAUUUCAUUAUGCAAUGUUUUACGCGUUUUUAAAAUUAAAAGAACAAGAAAUUAGAAACAUAUUGUGGAUUGCUGAAUACACCAAUUGCAUAAUAAUGUCCAACAUAUAUUCUCAACUUCCAAAACAUGUUAUUAAUUCACCAGAGGCCAAAAAGGAACGUCAACCACCAGUAUCUGAAACUACAAAAAAAUUUGUACCAAAUUUCGUGAUGGGGGCUUUGGAGGAAACGGUCAAAGACUCUGCUAAGGUUUAUGAUUCAAAAUUAAAGGAUAAAGUUUUAUUACUCGAUAAUCCUUUGAAAACCUCUAAUGAAAAGAAAAAAAGAAGGCGUUCGAAAAGGAAGAUAAAGUCUAUGAGUGCAAAAGAGAAAAGAGAAACAAGAAUAUAUGAAAUUCCAAAGGAAUGCCAUAGAUAUGAGCUUUUUAUUCCCUUGAAUGAACUUUGGCUUCAAUAUAUUGAUGAAUUAUACGGAACUUCGAGUCCUACCAUUUUUGUUCAAAAGCUAUUGAAAGCAGAUUUCCAUGGCGCCAUUUUAACUGGAAUUAAUAUUCAUGAAACAGAAAAUGUGUUCAAAUUGAUCACAAAGGAUAAUGUUCUUAAAGUUAUUCCUAAAGGUCACAGUGUAUUUACAUUUCUAUUACGAGACCAUAUGUUUACUUUAUAUGGAGAUCAAUUUAGAUUUAGAUCCGCUGUUAGAGCGGCAAAGAAAUUUAAAAACAAGCCUACUAUUGAUUUAUAA
Molecule: messenger RNA, 1704 nt
Organism: Cetraspora pellucida
Lineage: Eukaryota; Fungi; Glomeromycota; Glomeromycetes; Diversisporales; Gigasporaceae
Source: the annotation of a GenBank genome assembly